CACAGGUCAAUGCAGGGAUAACGUUACAAAGAGAUAUAGAGAAGUCACAUCUUUUAUUAAGUUACACGUGUUUGACGCGUUUUUAAUUUGUUGUUUUUUUAUCUUCAACUUUAGUGUAAAAACGUGCUUUUGACUGUUUCUUCAUCUUACGUCGAGCAGGACUGUCGAAAGUGACGAAACGAUGAAAUACAUAAUAGGAAUUGGCGGAGUCACUAAUGGUGGCAAAACCACACUGACAAAUAAAUUGAUCAAGACUUUGCCCAACUGCUGUGUUGUGCACCAAGAUGACUUUUUCAAGAAACCUGAUCAGAUAGAAGUCGGGGAGGACGGCUUUAGACAAUGGGAUGUGAUCACAGCUAUGGAUAUGGAGGCCAUGACCAACACAGUAAAAGCCUGGAUCGAGAACCCAGUGAAGUUCGCCCGUUCUCACGGCGUCACUUUGUCCCCUGCAUCUGACGUGACCAACCCUGAUGACCAGAUCCACAUCCUGAUCGUGGAGGGCUUCCUGCUCUACAACUACCCGCCCCUGCUGGAUGUUUUCGACAAGUGUUAUUACAUCACGAUUCCCUAUGAGGAGUGCAAGAGAAGGAGAAGUACAAGACAGUACACUGUCCCCGACCCUCCCGGCCUGUUUGAUGGUCACGUGUGGCCGAUGUACCUGAAACACAGGAGCGCAAUGGAGGACUGCGGCUUGAAUAUUGCGUAUCUGGAUGGUUUGAAACCCAAAGAGGAGAUCUACAACCAGGUGUAUGAGGACAUUCAGAACAAUCUGCUCAAUCGUUUAUAGCAGGAAGACUCCUCUCCAUCCCUGUACAUAAUUUGUAAAUAGUCCAAGGAUUUUUUAUUUUAUUUUUUUUAAAUGAAGCUUUUGUAAUUUUAUUCUUUGUAUAUGCAACAAAGCAAUGUUAACUUAUCAUUGUCUUUUUAUUUUAUUUUUUAUUAAUCAUCUUGAGAUGAUGAAUAUUUGUUUUCUUUUUUUUAAGUGAUUGUUCAACAUAUCAUUAGUAUGUUACUGUUCUGUUAAACCACUGACAUGUACUGGACCAUUUUUUGCGUUCUCCUACAAAUAAAUGUGUUUUUUUUUUAUAGCUGUUUAUAUACAGUACAGCAAG
Molecule: messenger RNA, 1112 nt
Organism: Micropterus salmoides (largemouth bass)
Lineage: Eukaryota; Metazoa; Chordata; Actinopteri; Centrarchiformes; Centrarchidae
Gene: mibp
Product: muscle-specific beta 1 integrin binding protein
Exons: 8
Coding region: 182-787 (201 amino acids)
Cellular component (GO): cytoplasm
Source: RefSeq, a predicted model, not a curated record